GGUUUUAUUUUCACCAGACAGGCUGGGGUCACAGGCCCCCGAGUGGCCCUCAGGUGACUUGCUCCACCUUUGGACCUGGGAUACUGGCCGACCGGGCCCUGGGAGCCAGGAUCCCCGGAUACCUGCACGUGGCCGUGGGACGAAGCCUCGGGCCCUGGGCGCCAGCCCCCGCCGGCUCACUGACAAGAAGGCGCCCGCGAGACCGAGGGCGGCCCGAGCUGCRAGCCACGGAGCCCGCCGCCCGCAGAGCCCGCCGACGUCCUCCCCGUCGCUGGGCAGGCGCACGCCCCCGCCAAGGCGGCUCCGGGCCCUCUCGCGAGAGAGCCCGGCGGCACCUCCUUCCUCUCGGCGGUCCCCUCCUCCCCGCCUCGGAGGACUCGCGCGGCUUCCUCCGGAGGGCGGCAACCUCGGACGUGGCGGGUGCGGGGCCGGAGGCGCUGUGCUCUGCCGUCCUCAAGCAGAAGGCCUGCCCCGCUCCAGCCCCGCGCUCCCUGGGCCUGACGGGCUGCGGCGCGAGCGCGUUGGGGGCGGGUCGGGAGAAUGGCUUCGGAGAUGGAGUCGUCGCUCGAGGCAAGCUUCUCCUCCAGCUGCACGGUGUCSGGGGGCUCGGGGUGCCUGCCUCCGGCCCGCUCCCGYAUCUUCAAGAUCAUCGUGAUCGGCGACUCCAAUGUGGGCAAGACGUGCCUGACCUACCGCUUCUGCGCCGGCCGCUUCCCCGACCGCACCGAGGCCACCAUCGGGGUGGAUUUCCGAGAGCGAGCGGUGGAGAUUGAUGGGGAGCGCAUCAAGAUCCAGUUGUGGGACACGGCAGGACAAGAGCGGUUCAGGAAGAGCAUGGUACAGCACUACUACAGAAAUGUGCACGCUGUCGUCUUCGUGUAUGACAUGACCAACAUGGCUAGUUUUCACAGCCUGCCGUCUUGGAUCGAGGAAUGCAAACAGCAUUUGCUGGCAAAUGAUAUACCACGGAUUCUCGUUGGAAAUAAAUGUGACUUGAGAAGUGCCAUUCAGGUACCCACAGACUUGGCACAGAAAUUUGCUGACACACACAGUAUGCCUUUGUUUGAAACCUCUGCUAAAAACCCCAAUGAUAAUGACCAUGUGGAAGCUAUAUUUAUGACCUUGGCUCAUAAGCUUAAGAGCCACAAACCAUUAAUGCUUAGUCAACCCCCUGAUAACGGAAUUAUCCUGAAACCUGAAGCAAAGCCUGCAGUGACAUGCUGGUGCUAAAUAACAGCUUUAUUGCACUAUCUCAUUUUGACUAAAAAUGCUUUUGAAGAAUGACAGUGAUAAGUCUUAAGAUUUAAUCUCAAAUAUAAUGGAUCAUCCUGAAACCUCACUGUUAUCAGUGUCAUGCUUACUUUUGUAUUGUGUAUCCACUUAGUCAAGUUUGUCACUGUGACAACACAAGGGAAAAGUUGGUUUUGAAGUGAGAUUGACAAUGAAGCAAGGCUAGGAGGAAUACCAGCUCUUCCCAUGGAGAGCCCCAUGAAGGAGGCCUCCAGGGAGCGAUGCUGGAAGUGCCAGUCAGGAACCCUUCCAUCCCACGCUCCUGGGACUGAAAAAGAAAAUCUGUUCAGGAUAYACCUCCUGAUGUUAAGUCCGGUGUGAGGGCAGAUGCUGUGACUUCACAAGGUGCUUUAUACUUCAUUUUAUCAUCUUUUAGCAGCAAAAAACGAAUUGAAAGCAUCUGAGGAGUUG
Urocitellus parryii (Arctic ground squirrel) is the source of this 1701-nucleotide messenger RNA. It is a transcript of the gene Rab33b, whose product is annotated as RAB33B, member RAS oncogene family. Gene Ontology annotation, molecular function: GTPase activity; GTP binding. The record is from RefSeq and is a predicted model, not a curated record. Lineage: Eukaryota; Metazoa; Chordata; Mammalia; Rodentia; Sciuridae. Gene Ontology annotation, biological process: Rab protein signal transduction.